AUGGGCUCUGCAGGCGGUGAGCACCAGCCGCUGCUGCCUUCGUACUCGCCCUCCGUGGCGCGCGCGCGUCUCCUCGGCCAGGAGGCGGCGCCCGCGUGGCCCUCCACCUUCGAAGAGGGGCUCGACGCUCGCAUGGCGUCGCCCGUGUCCGUGGCGCGCACGCCCGGGCGCGUGGGCUCGUUCAACAGCAGCCCGUACACGGAGCGCCAGCGGCUGCUGCAGGCGCAGAGCCAGCAGCCAGAGGUGCCGUGGUCCCCCGCCAGCAGCAGCGGCGCCGCGGCCCACGCGCACGGCACCAGCAGCUACAAGGACGCCGUGUUCAACGCCAUCAACGUGCUGCUGGGCGUGGGCGUGCUGUCCAGCCCCUUCUCGCUGCGCUCCAGCGGCUGGCUCAUCGGCGGGCCGCUCUUCCUCUUCUUCACGCUCGUGACCAACCACACGGCCAAGCUGCUGGGCAAGUGUCUGGACUACCAGGAGGGCAUGACCACGUACCCGGACAUCGGCGAGGCGGCCUUCGGCACUAGGGGCCGCGUCGUCAUUGGCGUCACCUUCUUCUCGGAGCUCUUCACGGCGUGCGCCAUGUUCUACGUGCUGAUUGGUGACACGCUGGCGGCGCUGAUCCCGUCGUUCACGGAGACACAGCUGACCAUCAUGGCGUUCCUGCUCAUCAUGCCGUCCAUGUGGACGACGCACAUGUCGAUGCUGUCGUACUUCAGCAUUCUGGGCAUUUUGUCGUCCUUCUUCUGCCUCUACGCGAUCUUCUUCGUGGGAUUCGCCACGGACACGAGCGCGCCGGACUACGUCUCGGGCAGCCUGCUGCACCCGCAGCCGGUGCAGAUGAUCGGCGACUUGGACCGGAUCCCGCUGGCGAUUGGCCUCACGAUGGUGGCGUUCGGCGGCCACUCGGUGUUCCCAUCCAUCUGCAGCUCCAUGGCCAACAAGGAGGACUACCCGCGCGUGCUCAACCUGUCGUACUUCAUCGUGGGGCUGGUCUACGGCGCCAUCGAGCUCGCGGGCUACCUCAUGUACGGCGAAGCCACCCAGAAGGAGAUCACGCUCAACCUCAUCGCGUCGUACCCCGGCGUGCUCACGCAGAUGGUGGUCUGGACCAUCGCGCUCAACCCGAUGAGCAAGAUCGCCAUCACGCUGCACCCCGUCGCGCUGGCGCUCGAGGAGUUCAUGCUGUCUCCGAGCCAGAAGCGCGCUGCGGCGCGUAACAAGCCGAGCAAGACGCUGGUGUUCUACCGCGCCUUCAUCCGCACGACGCUCGGCAUGGGCGCGCUGUGCUGCGCGCUGUUCGUGCCCCACUUCGCCCGCGUGACGUCGUUCCUCGGCGCCUUCUUCGCGAUGCUCGUGUCGGUCUUCCUGCCGUGCGUCUGCUACCUCAAGCUGUUCUCGCACCGCCUCUCGAAGCGCGAGAUCGUGCUCAACGCAGGACUGGCCGGACUCUCCAUCAUCCUGAUGUUCUUCGGCACCCUCGCGUCGUUCCUGUCCCCCGCGGACUAA
Messenger RNA from Phytophthora sojae, 1506 nucleotides. RefSeq lists its product as hypothetical. Lineage: Eukaryota; Oomycota; Peronosporomycetes; Peronosporales; Peronosporaceae. Gene Ontology annotation, cellular component: vacuolar membrane. The transcript has 3 exons. Gene Ontology annotation, biological process: amino acid transmembrane transport. The record is from RefSeq and is a predicted model, not a curated record. Gene Ontology annotation, molecular function: amino acid transmembrane transporter activity. The coding region runs from base 1 to 1506 and encodes 501 amino acids.